UGAGGCUUACCGCCUAGGUACAACAGACCCCUCCUAAGUCCUACCGAGGGAUAUUGCAUCAGUUGAAUGCUAAGCAGUAAAGUGCGUCCAGUCGCCAGAUUCUAACAAAAUGCGGUGGCUUGUGGUGAUUUUGAUUUGUGCUGUGAACAUUGUUUUGGCGGAAAAUGGAACGAGUCCCGAUGCAGUUUUGGAACCAUUCGACUACUACUCCAUGCCAGCUCUGUCCGAGCUGGAUGAUUUCGACUUAUGUUUAAGAAAACCAAACUCCGUCUACUGCAUCGUUGAUUUCGAACUUCUAGAGGAUGAUACACCGUUGUAUCAAUUUAUCAAAAAUUUCUCAUCAUUCUCGUACAAGAACUACAAGCACACAAAAUUACACAGAGGGGUAUGUGGAUCGGAGCAUUGUGGUCUGAAUCAUACUCAUGUCAAUGUUAGUGAUGCCACCGCGAACACGCUGAAAGAGUGCUUCAAUAGGACUAUCCAUCAGGGAUAUGGCUUACAGGUAGAUUCUUUAUCCGUGAGAUAUUGCAAGACACAGAACGAUCAUAUUCCUGUCGAUGCAUUGGACUAUAUCAUAGGAGCAUUGCUCUUGCUAUUGCUCUUCGUCAACCUUGGAUGUUCCGCGUAUUACUUCUUAUGGCCACCAGAAAGAGGAGAAGGUAAUCGAUUCAUGUUGGCUUUCUCUGUGCAAAAGAACUGGAAAGCUUUAAAACAUGGAGGCAGUGCUGAAGGCGGUAUCUUUAAAUGCUUUCAAGCUAUGAGGUUUUACACGAUGGUGAUGAUCCUUGGUCUUCAUUCGAUGAUUUUCAUUGGCUACGGGUACACUGAAAAUCCUGAAUUCAUAGAAAAAUCGUAUGAAGAUUUCUUCAAGUCCCUCCUAUUUAAUGCCCGAGUGAUCGUCCAAAUCUUCUUCGUGAUGGGAGGAUUCCUGAUGGCCUACAAGAUGAUGGUGUACGCGGAAACGCAUCAGUUCAGUCUCAAAACUGUUCCUAUGGCCAUCGUGAAUAGAUGGUUUAGGUUAAUGCCAGCAGUUCUCGUUGUGAUGGGGCUGGCGAUGACCUGGGUCCCACAUUUGGGCUCCGGGCCCAUGUGGGACGCAGUGGUCAAGCGUGAGCGCGACAUAUGCAGACAAAACUGGUGGCAACUGGUGAUUUUGAUGCCCAACCUGUUCCCGUUUGAGCAUCUUUGUUUGCCACAGGCUUGGUACCUAGGAACUGACACCCAGCUGUUCUUCAUCACGUUGAUAGUCCUCCUCAUCAUCUGGAAGUGGCCGAAGACAGGAGUUCCUAUUCUAUCAAGUGUCAUGGUCAUCAGUCUACUCAUCCCGUUCUUACAGAGCUACUUUAUGAACCUGCUCCCCAUCAGGGUCAGCAUUUUCCCAGAAUCUAUAAGAGACAUUUUCGGUUAUAACGACACCUUCUACCAUGCCUAUGUUUCCGCGCAAGGGAAUUGGGCCGGCUAUCAUCUCGGAGUCCUCACUGCCUGGUUCUACCAUAGAGCGCAAACUAAGAAAUGGGAUUUAGGUGAAUCUUUGCUAUUAAAGUUGAUGUUCGUGAUCUCCAUACCAGUUGCCUUUGGCACAGUGCUCAUGGGAUGGGACCUCCAUGACCGCGAGGCAUCGGCCUUCGAAUCAGCUGUGUUCAACACUCUGAACCAGAACUUCUUCGCCUUGGCAAUUUGCGUCUUUAUCAUUGGAUACUUCUAUAAAUGCAACAGAGUUUACGUAAAUUCAGUCGAAUGGGGACCCUUGCAGCCACUCGGCAGAAUGUCCUACUGCGCUAUGCUGUUGCACGCGACAGUGCUUAGGACUUAUGGUGGUCAAAUGAGAAGAUCGUUUUACGCUACAGAUUAUACUGCUAUAAUGCUGUUUGCUGGCAUCGUCUGCACAACAUACCUGUGGUCUCUGCCUCUAUACCUCUUUGUAGAAGCGCCGGCGUGUCAAGUGCAGAAGAUUCUGUUUGGGCCCAAGAGACAACAGAGAGAGAAAGAACAAGAAAACGGCAAUUCAGCUUGCGUCAAACCGGGACUUUCAAGCGUGUCUGUGUCCACUGUUUCCACACAUAUCUAAAAGACUUAUUGUUUAUAUUCCUAUUUUUACUUACUGUAAUAAAAAAAAACUAAAAACUAAAA
Molecule: messenger RNA, 2130 nt
Organism: Maniola jurtina (meadow brown)
Lineage: Eukaryota; Metazoa; Arthropoda; Insecta; Lepidoptera; Nymphalidae
Product: regulator of hypoxia-inducible factor 1-like
Exons: 13
Coding region: 110-2068 (652 amino acids)
Molecular function (GO): acyltransferase activity, transferring groups other than amino-acyl groups
Source: RefSeq, a predicted model, not a curated record